AUGCGCGGCUUAGUAGUCGCCUUAUUAGCGGUACAGUGCGCCCAGGUACUCGGCCACCCUCAUGCCGCCGCAAACACAGAAUGGAUUCCGGCUAAAACUACAACCACUCUGAACCCAACGCCGAUGCCAGAGGCAGGCGAGACCGCCAGACUUCAUGAGAAACGCGAAUAUGGUGAAAUUCUCUUGGCCAGAGCCACUACCGAAACGACCGACUCAUCUACAUCCACCACGGAGAGUACAACGUCGACCACAAGCACGUCAGACACAACUACCACCACCACAAGCGAGUCAACAUCCACUUCUACGUCCUCUUCAACAACUACAUCCUCAACUACCACUUCAUCAAUCACCUCUUCUACGAGUUCGACUACUUCGAGCACCUGGACAUCUAGCAGCUCGACGACCAGCACAUCUACAACAACAACUAGCACUGCAACUGCAACUAGCACCACCAGUGCCGCGGUGAAAGCGUGGAAUCACAGGGGAAACAUUACAGCAAUCGUAUUCGGCUGUUGUCUCAUCUCGCUAUUUUUGGGCAUCAGCAUCGUUCACUGUGCUCGUGAUAGGGCGAAGGCGCGACGCAUCGCAGCGCGAGAGCUGUUGGAAUCCAACGCUUCAUACUCAGCAAUCCCCCCUGCAGCCUCUAAAGGGAUAUCCACUCCUGAAGUCAACAGUGUUCGGUCCUCGAUGAUGUUCACCAAUAAGCCACAGACAAGUUACUUCCCAUCAACACGGAGUGUACCUUCGGUGUCCAAUUAUCACAGCCACACUCCUUCAGUGGCCUCGCAACUCACAGCGGAUCGGAUGUCUACAGGGGAGCAAACAUCGCGACCGCAAACCAGUGACGCUAAUACGCCUUUGGUUUGA
Penicillium canescens is the source of this 867-nucleotide messenger RNA. RefSeq lists its product as uncharacterized. Bases 1 to 867 code for a protein of 288 amino acids. The transcript has a single exon. The record is from RefSeq and is a predicted model, not a curated record. NCBI's taxonomy places the organism in Eukaryota, Fungi, Ascomycota, Eurotiomycetes, Eurotiales, Aspergillaceae.